GUGGCGUGACCACGCCCAGGCCUGAGACCCAGCGUCUGCACGGUAGCGGACGCCUUUAUAGAAAAGGUCCGAGUGGGACUAGGACAGUCACCUUCAGCUUUUGCACGCAACCAGAUGAUUCGCCUUCGGGCUCUGAGCCUUUAAAGCCCUUCACUUGAUCUUUAUCUGUAUUGGUCCAGGCCCUUCAGUCAAGCAGAAAGCUUAUAAGGCAGCUUUGAUUAAACAUGACCUCCUUGUUUGCUCAAGAAAUUCGCCUUUCUAAGAGACAUGAAGAAAUAGUAUCACAAAGAUUAAUGUUACUUCAACAAAUGGAGAAUAAAUUUAUAGAUGAAAACAAGGGAAAGGCAUCUCAGAUGCAAGCAGCUGAGACUGCUUUUAAAAGGAACCUCAGUCUUUUAAUGGAUAUAGAAGCCGCAGAAAAUUCUCUGCAGACCCGGAUUCACCCAAUUCCAUCACCAGAGGUGGUUUCUCUUGAGACUCUUUACUGGGCAUCAGUAGAAGAAUAUAUUCCCAAAUGGGAACAGUUUCUUUUAGGAAGAGCACCAUAUCCUAUCGGUGUUGAAAAUGAAAAUGAAGCAGAAAAUACCGUUCAGAAUGAGGCACAGUGAUAACUUCUUCACAUACUCUUUUCAAAAAAAAAAAAACCUGUUUAGUACAGCUGAGUAUUAAAGAAUACGCAGGUCAUUUCGGGUGCCUUAGGAAUCGAAUAUGUUCAUAUUGUCCUGUUACCUCCUCGAUGACAUGAAGAUAAGAGAAUCAGCUGACAAAUCUCAGGUUUUAUCACUUUGAGAACUACUCUUACUUCAGGGUCAUGAAUUUGCUUUCUGCCAAACCCAUGGAAGUGUUAAGAGCUAAUACUGAAAGCUGGGCUGUUUAUUAAAUAAGUUGCUAAGUAAGUGUUACAUGUGUCCUUCUUUUAAAAAAAAAAAAAAUCAUUUAUAAUGAUUCUCAUCUCAACAAUGAAUACUUGUUCUGCUUUUACAUUUUCUAGAAUCAUUUUGGCUUUUUUAUUAUGGGGAUUGGGUUCAGCACAGAAUCCAAGUGGCUGUUGGCCAUUACAGUUUCCUUUAACAAAUGGAAAAAAUAGAGGCACUGAACUGCUUCAAUAUAGUAUGUUAGACAAUGGAUUUAUAGGAUUUUGUCCCUUAUAGAUAACAGCCCUCUGAAGGUUCCGGAGGAAAGAACUAAACUACAAAGCAUUUGAGAAGUAGCCAGUUUCAGCGGGGCUCAGACUUGGUUCAGAAAAAGGUCACCUAUUAGAGCUGGAAAUGGUUAUUGGAUUUUGACUUAGUUAUUUGAGGACUACCAACUCUGUGAAUGCAAGUAACUCCUCUCAUCUUUUCAUCUUUAAACUUGCCCUUCCCUCUCCUUUGUUUUCUUUAUUUCCUAAACAACUGUCAGAAAGCUUUGCGGCUCCCCAGUCCUCCACUGCUAGAGUGCUCGAAAAAUUUUUUUAAUUUUUUGACUAUAGACGCAGCUCCUGCUAGUAAGGGGAGUCUAUGCUCAUUACAAUUCAAGAGUAUAAAAAUUUCAAACUGGUGUAUGUUUUUACAUGAAGACAGUAGGACAAGCUUUAAACAAACAAACAAAUAAAACCUAUAUUGAAAUGUC
Molecule: messenger RNA, 1611 nt
Organism: Neogale vison (American mink)
Lineage: Eukaryota; Metazoa; Chordata; Mammalia; Carnivora; Mustelidae
Gene: CEP15
Product: chromosome 6 C3orf14 homolog
Exons: 6
Coding region: 225-608 (127 amino acids)
Source: RefSeq, a predicted model, not a curated record